Syngnathus acus (greater pipefish) is the source of this 7246-nucleotide messenger RNA. It is a transcript of the gene sos2, whose product is annotated as son of sevenless homolog 2 (Drosophila). The record is from RefSeq and is a predicted model, not a curated record. Gene Ontology annotation, cellular component: plasma membrane. Gene Ontology annotation, molecular function: protein heterodimerization activity; guanyl-nucleotide exchange factor activity. Gene Ontology annotation, biological process: Ras protein signal transduction; positive regulation of GTPase activity. The transcript is spliced from 23 exons. Lineage: Eukaryota; Metazoa; Chordata; Actinopteri; Syngnathiformes; Syngnathidae. The coding region runs from base 860 to 4831 and encodes 1323 amino acids.
GCAGGCAGGCAGACAGCGGAGUUGCCCCGAACGAACAUCUUGUCCGACUUCCCAAAGCGAACCCAAAACCAUCCCGGCUGGCUGCGCCUCCUCCUCCUGCGCCGCACCGCUCACAGAAGACUUUCCCACGGCGGGACUUGACCGUGUCGCCGCCCUCCGAGUCGUCGGAUUUCUUUACUUUGGGACCACUGCUGUGCGACUAUUUUCUUUUGUUUUGUUUUUGUUUGAGGGAGGAUUUUCAACGCUUCCAAGCUGUCCGCAUGUGACGGCGGAGAAAGUGUGUCUUGUUCGUCGGAGGCCAGCGGCGGCUUUGCUCCGCCGAGCUAACGUGCUAGCGUUACAGGUGUCUUCGAAGGCGCCCCGGAACCCACCGCGUUCCCAAUUUUGCCCGUUAUCGGGCUUCUUCGCCCCAAAUGCCGCCACUUUAUUCAACUUAACGUGCCUGUAAUAGUUUAGAACCGGCGAGGGUGUCGCUUAGCCACCUUGUUGUUAGCCGUUAGCUUCCGAGUUAGCCGCCGUGCUGUGUUUACACCGAACGGUGGGCUAACCCCCCUCGUUAGCCGGCAAAGCUAACGAGUGGACCCCGGAGCUACAUGUGCCUAACCCCGAAUGUAGAUUGCUUUUCAACGCCUUAACAAAACGACCUCCCCGCCCAGCCCGGUUCGUAUACGAUCGAAGCCAACCGGCCGCGUUGGACGGACGAGCAGACGGACUCUUUCGCCGUGCUCGCCGCCCUGGACUGACCCACCCACCCACAAAAGCGGGCUAACUAUCCGCCGGGGCCGAUGCUGACAGUUCGGGCCGGAGCACGGCAACGCCAGGAGCCGCCACCACCGCCACCGCAGCAGAAGCAGCAGCGAUGCAGCCCCAGCAGAUCUACGACUUUUCCAGUGACGAGAACAGUCACAAGUGGAGAGGCCUCUUCGUGCAAGCCCUGCGCAAGGUGCAGAAGCAGGUCCACCCCAACCUCCAGGCCAAGGAGGACGCCCUGCAGCACAUUGAGGAGCUGAUCCUGCAGCUUCUCAACAUGCUGUGCGUGGCGCAGCCUCGCUCCGUGCAGGACGUGGAGGAGCGAGUUCAGAAAACCUUUCCCCACCCGAUAGACAAGUGGGCCAUCGCCGACGCGCAGUCGGCCAUCGAGAAGCGGAAGAGGAGGAAUCCCUUGCUUCUCCCCGUGGACAAGAUCCACCCGUUGCUUAAGGAGGUGCUGGGCUACCGAGUGGACUACCACGUGUCGUUGUACAUCGUGGCCGUGGUGGAGUACAUAUCGGCGGACAUUUUGAAGUUGGCAGGCAACUACGUGGGCAACAUUCGCCACUACGAGAUCAGCCAGCAGGACAUCAAAGUAUCCAUGUGUGCCGACAAGGUGCUGAUGGACAUGUUCGACCAGGAGGACGACAUCGGCCUGAUGUCGCAGUGCACCGACGAGCCCUCCACGUCGGGCGAGCUCACGUACGACGACCUGGUGCGGCUGGAGAUCGCCGAGGAGCGCCAGUACCUGCGCGAGCUGGACCUCAUCAUCAAAGUGUUCCGUCACCACUUCCUGUCCAACUCCAAAAUCUUCACGCCGCGGGACGUGGAGGUGAUCUUCAGCAACAUCCUGGACAUCCACGAGCUGACGGUCAAGCUGCUCGGCCUCAUCGAGGACGCCGUGGAGAUGACGGCAGACGGCAGCCCUCACCCUUUGGUGGGCAGUUGCUUCGAGGACCUGGCCGAGGAGCAAGCGUUCGACCCCUACGAGACGCUCUCCCAGGACAUCCUCAGCAAAGUCUUCCACGAGCACUUCAACAACCUGAUGGCCCGACCCACCGUGGGCCUCUACUUCCAGUCUGUAGCAGAAGGCUUCAAAGAGGCCGUUCAGUACGUCCUUCCGCAGCUGAUGAUGGUGCCUGUGUACCACUGCAUGCACUACUUUGAGCUCCUGCAGCAACUUCAGGAGCGCAGUGAAGACCAGGAUGACCGGGAGUGUCUGAAGCAGGCCAUCACGGCGCUACUCAACCUCCAGUGCAGCGUGGAACGCAUCUAUGCCAAGCAGCAGCCACGGCGAAAGCCCGGCGAGCCCAUGUACCGCCUGUACAGUCGACAGAUUCGUAGCAAGCAGCUAGCCAUCAAGCGCAUGAACGAGAUCCAAAAGAGCAUCGACGGCUGGGAGGGCAAGGACAUCGGCCAGUGUUGCAGCGAGUUCAUCCUGGAGGGCCCGCUGCUGCGCGCCGGCGCCAAACACGAGCGCCACAACUUCCUCUUUGACGGCCUCAUGAUCAGCUGCAAGGCCAACCAGAGCUCGCGGCUGCCGGGCUCGGGGAGCGGCGCCGAGUACCGCCUGAAGGAGAAGUUUGUGCUGCGCAAAGUGCGCAUCGUGGACCGCGAGGACUCGCCGGAGCUGCGGCACGCCUUCGAGCUGAUGGGCAAGGACGAGAACUGCGCCGUCUUCUGCGCCCGGACCGGCGAGGAGAAGGCGGCGUGGAUGGCGGCGCUGGUCACGCUGCAGUACCGCUCCACGCUGGACCGCAUGCUGGACACGGAGCUGCAGCACGAGGAGCGGGCGCACCCGCUCCGGCUGCCCUCGCCGGAGCUUUACCGCUUCGCCGUGCAGGACUCUGAGGAGAACAUCGUGUUUGAGGACAAAGUGCAGAGCAAAACGGGCAUCCCCAUCAUCAAAGCGGGCACGGUGGUCAAACUCAUCGAGAGGCUCACCUACCACAUGUAUGCCGAUCCAAACUUUGUGCGCACUUUUUUGACCACGUACCGAUCCUUCUGCAAGCCUCAGGAGCUUCUGACACUGCUGAUUGACAGGAUCGAAAUCCCAGAACCGGAGCCCACGGAGGAAGACCGGCAGGCCCUGUGGAACGGCGACCAGCCCAUGGCGGCUGAGCUCCAGAGGUUCCGCAAGGAAUAUGUGCAGCCGGUCCAGCUCAGGGUUCUCAACGUAUUCCGUCAGUGGGUGGAGCAUCAUUUCUAUGACUUUGAAAACGACCCCGAGCUGAGGACUCGCUUAGAGGAAUACAUCAAGAGCAAAAUCCAACUGCGAGGCAAGUCCAUGCGCAAGUGGGUGGAGUCCAUCAACAAGAUCAUCCGGCGCAAGCUGCAGACGCAGUCCAACGGCGUGAGCCACAACCUCACCUUCGGCAGCACGCCCCCGCCCAUCGAGUGGCACAUCUGCCGCGCCGGCCAGGUGGACUCCUUCGAUCUCAUGACCCUGCACCCCAUCGAGAUCGCCCGGCAGCUGACCCUGCUGGAGUCCGAGCUCUACAGAGCCGUGCGUCCGUCUGAGCUGGUGGGAAGCGUGUGGACCAAAGAGGACAAAGAAAAGAACUCGCCCAACCUGCUCCGGAUGAUCCGACACACCACCAACCUCACGCUGUGGUUUGAGAAGUGCAUCGUGGAGACCAUGAACCUGGAGGAGCGCGUGGCGGUGUGGACACGCGUCAUCGAGAUCCUGCAGGUCUUUCAGGAGCUCAACAACUUCAACGGCGUGCUGGAGGUGGUCAGCGCCAUCAACUCGGUCCCGGUCUACCGCCUGGACCACACCUUUGAGGCCAUACCGGAGAGGAAGAAGAGGCUCCUGGAGGAGGCUGUGGAACUGAGUCAAGACCAUUUCAAGAAGUACUUAGCCAAACUCAAGUCCAUCAACCCGCCCUGUGUGCCUUUCUUUGGGAUCUACCUUACCAACAUCCUCAAGACGGAGGAGGGCAACCCGGACUUCCUGAAACGCCACGGCAAGGAGCUGAUCAACUUCAGCAAGAGGAGGAAAGUGGCGGAAAUCACCGGCGAGAUCCAGCAGUACCAGAACCAGCCUUACUGCCUUAACGUGGAGCACGACAUCAGGCGGUUCUUUGAGAACUUAAACCCGAUGGGAAACAGGAGCGAAAAGGAGUUUUCAGACUACUUGUUCAACAUGUCCAUGGAGAUCGAGCCCAGGAACUGCAAACAAGCGCCUCGAUUUCCCAGAAAGACGACCUUCACGCUGAAAUCGCCCGGGAUCCGGCCCGUGCGAACCGUCAACGUGAAGGCCCUGGAGAGGGAGCCGCACCACAAGCUCACCUUCCGGAGCAUCGCCGAGACGGACCCCGAGACGCCGGCUUCCGCCUCGGUGCCCACCUCCCCCAACACGCCCACCCCGCCGCAGUCGGCCUCCUCGGACCUCAGCUCGGUCUUCAUGGAGCACGACCUCAGCAGCUCCUACGGCGCAGGCUCCAACUCCAUUUUUGCUCCGGUUCUCCUGCCGCCUUGCAAGUUGCAGUCUGUGUCAUGCGGCAGCCUCCACCAGCUGGGGGAGGAGCUCCUCAAACCGCCGCCACUUCCGCCUCGAAGGAAGGACACCAUGUCGGAAAGCAAAAGCUCUCGGUCGGACAGCCCCCCCGCCAUCCCCCCACGGCUGCCGCCGCCCCUGCCCAGGACGCAGCCGCGGACGCCGGGCUACAACGGCCCCUUGGACGGCCCCCUGCCCAGCCCUCCCCCGCCUCCCCCCCGGGACCCGCUCCCCGACACGCCGCCGCCCGUGCCCCAGCGGCCCCCGGAGAUCUUCAUCAACUACCCGUUCAACCUGCAGCCCUCACCCGUGGGCCGCUACCACUGGGACUUCGGCAGCUCGCCCGCUUCGCCCAACACGCCGCCCGGCACGCCCUCGCCGCGUGUCCCCCGCCGGAGCUGCCCGCUCAGCGCCAGCCAGAACAGCCUGUGUCCGCUCCCGGCGCCCAUCAUCGCCGCCCCGCCCGUGCCCCCUCGCCACAACUCCAGCCCGCAGUUGCCCAAGCUCCCCCCAAAGACGUACAAGCGCGAGCUGCUGCACGGACUUUCGCUGGUGGAAAACAGCGCCGCGGGGGACCCGUAGGCCACGCCUUCUUUUUUUGCGAACCCUCCAUGUUGAUAAGGGCCGCUCAUCUUGGCCGCGGGGACCUUAUGGGCGGCACGUCGGCCUCUCAGUUCUGAGCCUUGGGUCUCUGCUCUGGCCUUCCUGUGAGCAGUUUGCAUGCCCCCCCCCCCCCCCCCCCCGUGCUUUCCUACCACUCUCCAAAAACGUGCAUGUUAGCUUCACUGACGACUCAAAAUUGGCCAGAGUGGAUCUUAGUUUCUCUAAAUGUGCCCCCGCAGUCGGCUGGCGACCCCGUCCAGGGUCGACCCUGACUUUUGCCUGCCGGGACAGGAUCCAGCUCACCUGCCGCUCUUAAUUAAGAGGACAAGCGCUUUAGAAAUGGAAUGGAUGGAUCAUUUUGUUGGGUUACAAAUCUCUUCUUCAGCAGGUAAAAUGCAUUCUCUGUUGGGUUGAUGUCUGAAGAUUGACAAGUCGCAUCCAGUCGAAGUCCUUUAUUGUCUCGGAAGUGCGUUUUUGGAUCUUGGGUUUGCAGUUGUGAGGUUCCGGGUUCCCAUCGCAACUCCGGCGACUCGGGCUCCCUGCCACAUUCCAACGACAUGCAUGCGAAGAUCAUCGCAGACUCAAAAUUGCCCACAGCGUGAAUGUCAGUGUCGAUGCUUGGGUGACAAUAUCUGCGAUUGGUCGGCGACCGGUCCAGGGUGCCCAACGUCAGCUGGGAUAAGCUCCAGCUCAUCCGACCCCAAUGAAAUCAAGCACUAUAGAAAAUGGAUGAUUGUCUAAUGGUGCACUUUAAAAACAGUUGGGCCAAAAAGAAUCCAGUACUUGGGCAAAAGAGGACAGAACACCACUCGAGUCAAUCUGACCUUUUUUUUUUUUUUGACCCGACUGUUUUUAGUGUUUGCCCUGCAACCAGUCCAGGGGGUAGCUCGCUUUUUGCCCAAAGACGGCUAGGAUAGGCUCCAGCUUCCCCACCCGUGACCCAAAUGAGGACAAGCACUCUACAAAAAAAGGACGGCUAGGUGGCUAAAUAGAAAAUGGUCGCAUCCCAUUUGGGGAAAGUUCUCACUGUUGUAGCUUCAACUGUUACGCUUCUUUCUCACCGAACAGCUGCCAAAGUCUUAUCUGUAUUUUAUGCAGGGGGAUAAGGGAAAGGGAUUCUUUGUUUGCUUUUGCUCCUUUUUUUUUGUUUUUAUACAUGACUUGCAAAAGGUGACCGUGAUUCCGCCAUCCCCUCAACUCUACACUGUGACUGUUUCCAAGACACACAAAAAGUUGCCUUCCCCCCCCUCACCGCCCCGCCCCCUCCGCCCCAACAUCCCCGCUCGGAUUCUUUGCACAUCGAGCUCAGGCGAACUUUGAUUCCCGUCAAGCCACGAUGUCAAAACGGCGGACAUCGGAAUGACCCUGACCUAAGCGCCAAAUACCCACAAACUGCCCCGCCCCACCCAGGACUGAGAAUCCAGCCAACCGCGCCGCUCGGAUGUGCCUUUUUGUUUUGUUUUCUACUUAACGGUGUCUCUAAUAAUAUGCUAAAAUGGAAACAAAAAAAUAAGAAACAAGUUGCCUAUGUAAGGUUUAGAACAAAAAGCUAUACGACUAUGAACUUGUACAUGUUUGUGGAUAGUGUGUGUGUGCGUGUGGGUGUCAGUGUGUGUGUAUGUAUAUGUGUAUAUAUAUUCGAUGUAUACAUACACAUACAUAUACACUGACUAAAUAAUUUGUAUAAAGUCAAGUUUCUGGUUGUACUCUCAUCCGUAGCUGUUCAGUUCAAUAAUGCCUAAUAAUAAUCACAUUCAUAAUAAUAAUAAUGAGCGAUGCUGCUACGGUCAGAUAAAAACCAGAAAGACAACUAAUGCACUUACAUGACAAUCUCCAGUGGAAGCCGUUUUGUUCCUCUCUGAAGUUGUAAGAAAAACACACGAUACGGCGAUCACUUCAUCUUGCUAAGAUUCAUUCAAGGCUAUUUUUGGGGGGGGACACGUGCACUUUAGGCCGUCCCGUUUGAGGAGCCAGGGUACCCCCGCACGCAAAUUAAAAUAAAAAAGACGUCAAACAGUCCCCAGCUCCCAUCAUGAUGACGCUUCUUUAAAUGGAGAAGCAAAAACAAUAUUUUUUCCAGUCAGUAUUUUUUUUUUUUUUUUUUGCUGGGUUCUCCGGAUGCUAUGUGGCCUUUUAACACCUUUGUAUUAUUAACAGUCUUGAUGAGUUGAAUAAAUCACCCAGUCUUAUUUUCUACUUUAAGCCCCCCCCCCCUUCCCCUCCCUCGCUGCUCUUGUUUGAUAGAACUCAUCAUUUAGUGGCCUGCGCCUUUUAUUUACUAACGCGGAUUGGGGGUGAAGUGGUGAACAUUUAAGACUGAAUAUUGGAAAUGUUAAGGAAAAUUUAAGGGAUGAGUCCUAUUGAGGGAAAGGAAAUAAAAAUAUUUUUAUUUUA